Lontra canadensis (Northern American river otter) is the source of this 1433-nucleotide messenger RNA. It is a transcript of the gene E2F3, whose product is annotated as E2F transcription factor 3. Gene Ontology annotation, biological process: regulation of transcription by RNA polymerase II. The record is from RefSeq and is a predicted model, not a curated record. Gene Ontology annotation, molecular function: DNA-binding transcription factor activity, RNA polymerase II-specific; protein dimerization activity; RNA polymerase II cis-regulatory region sequence-specific DNA binding. Lineage: Eukaryota; Metazoa; Chordata; Mammalia; Carnivora; Mustelidae. Gene Ontology annotation, cellular component: RNA polymerase II transcription regulator complex.
CGGGAGGGGGCGCUGGAGGGGGAGAGGGGGGCACCCACUUCCUCCUGCUCGCCGGCUCCCUGGCCUGGGACGGUCCCGGCGCCCUCGCACCCGCCCCCGGCACGGCCACCCUCCCUCUGCUCUCCCUAACCCCCCCCGCCACGGGCGCCCGCCCUCGCCCGGCGCCGCCGGUCUGUUCGGCCCUCCGGGCCCCCUCUCCAGCCGGCCCCCCCCACCUCCCCCGGAGCCAGGCUGGUUUCGGAAAUGCCCUUACAGCAGCAGGCAAAGCGAAGGCUGGAGCUAGGAGAAAGCGGUCAUCAGUACCUCGCAGAUGGCUUAAAAACCCCCAAGGGCAAAGGAAGAGCCGCCCUGCGAAGUCCAGAUAGUCCAAAAACUCCAAAAACUCCCCCAAAAAAAACACGGUAUGACACAUCCCUUGGUCUGCUCACCAAGAAGUUCAUUCAGCUGCUGGGCCAGUCCCCCGACGGGGUCUUGGAUUUGAACAAGGCGGCGGAGGUGCUGAAGGUGCAAAAGAGGAGAAUCUACGACAUCACCAACGUGCUAGAAGGCAUCCACCUCAUCAAGAAGAAGUCGAAGAACAACGUGCAGUGGAUGGGCUGCAGUCUGUCUGAAGAUGGGGGCAUGCUGGCCCAGUGUCAAGGCCUGUCCAAGGAAGUGACCGAGCUCAGCCAGGAAGAGAAGAAAUUAGAUGAACUGAUCCAAAGCUGCACCCUGGACCUCAAACUGCUAACCGAAGACUCAGAGAACCAAAGGUUAGCUUACGUUACAUAUCAAGAUAUUCGAAAAAUUAGUGGCCUUAAAGACCAAACUGUUAUAGUUGUCAAAGCCCCUCCAGAAACAAGACUUGAAGUGCCUGACCCAAUAGAGAGCCUACAAAUACAUUUGGCAAGUACCCAAGGGCCCAUUGAGGUUUAUUUGUGUCCAGAAGAGACAGAAACACACAGUCCAAUGAAAACAAACAACCAAGACCACAAUGGGAAUAUCCCGAAACCCCCUUCCAAAGACUUGGCUUCAACCAACUCAGGACAUAGCGAUUGUUCGAUUUCUAUGGCAAACCUUUCUCCUUUGGCCUCCCCAGCCAACCUCUUACAGCAGACUGAGGACCAAAUUCCUUCCAACCUGGAAGGACCAUUUGUUAACCUCCUGCCUCCUCUGCUCCAAGAAGACUAUCUCCUAAGCCUCGGGGAGGAAGAAGGCAUUAGCGAUCUCUUUGAUGCGUAUGAUUUGGAGAAGCUCCCGCUUGUGGAAGACUUCAUGUGUAGUUGAUUAUGCUUUGUGUGACCUCCCCUUAUAAACCAAUAUUUUUUUAUUAUGGAACCAGAACAUCUGUCAUGCAGUGUUGUCCCUUCCUACCUUCUUCCUCCGAGAUAGUAUCAUGAAGUAAACUACAAACUUCUGAACAAAGCUGACAUUUUAAUGAAUUUAAAAGCGGG